Molecule: messenger RNA, 3174 nt
Organism: Sordaria macrospora k-hell
Lineage: Eukaryota; Fungi; Ascomycota; Sordariomycetes; Sordariales; Sordariaceae
Biological process (GO): protein import into nucleus
Cellular component (GO): nuclear envelope; cytosol
Molecular function (GO): small GTPase binding
Source: RefSeq, a predicted model, not a curated record
AUGAGCUUCGCUAUCGAGGUGCCAGGGGAGGCAGCCCCUCUAAACCUCCUCGAGCUUGCCCGAACCCUAGAGUAUGCCGCCCUUUCUACAGAUCACGCCCAGAGACAGUCAGCCGGCCAGCAGCUUCAGUCAUGGGAGUCCCGCCCAGACUACUAUGUUUCUCUACAGACCGUCUUCCUUGACAAGUCCAUAAACAACUCCGUCCGCUUUCUCGCAGUUAUCCUGCUCAAGAACGGCAUCGACAAGUACUGGCGACACACGGCGAAACAUGCGAUCCAACCCGCCGAGAAACAGUUUAUUCGCUCGAGGCUACUGCAGGGCUCAGUCGGCGAGGAAGACAGGAACCUUGCCCUACACAACGCCCUCGUCAUCGCAAAGAUUGUCCGCAUAGACUAUCCCAACGACUGGCCAGACGUCAUCCCGAGCAUCAUCAAUGUCACCAGGACCGUAAGAACAGAGAGUGCGCUUGCCCUCAGCGGAGCCCUGCAGGUGUUGCUGCGCGUAGUCAAAGAGCUCGCCACAGCCCGGUUGCGGAGGUCCCAGACCGCUCUUCAGGCUGUCACACCCGAGCUCGUCCAAUUGCUCGGUGAGAUCUAUACCGAGCGGACGGCCGCAUGGCAGGAGUUCUUUGCCAGGGGUGGCAGCGGCGACGAGGAUGAGGCCGACUACUACAUGCAGAACAGCCUGACGGCCCUCAAAAUCCUACGCAGGCUGGUCACGGUUGGCUACGAACAUCCUCAUACCGACCCAAUGGUCCAGGGCUUCUGGUCCUUGUCUCAAUCCCAGUUCGACCAAUUCCUCACUGGCGUCAGCUCCGAGUCACACAUCCCUGCCCCCUUCCAGGACUCGGUAGGCAAGCACUUGAUCCAGUUCACGAAAUUGCACAUCGACAUGUGCGACUCCCACCCAGCCAGCUUUCCCCUGCUACCGAAUUCUAUUCCGCUUGUGAAGGCCUACUGGAACCUGGUCAAGCAGUUCUCGAAUGAGUUUGAAAAGUCAGGCGGCAUCAGGCAAACGGGCUCGGAGAACCACGACGGCAGCGCUAAGCACGAAGGACCGCUCUCAGAGAAGCUAGCCCUCAAGGGUCUCUUGCUACUGAGAAGCUGUGUGUCGAUCGCUCACAGGCCGAUGCAGACGUUCAAGUACAAGAGCCCAGAGGUCAAAAAUCAGGAAAAGGAGGCCACGGAACUCGUCAAGGACCAGCUACUGACACAUAACUUCCUCUUGGACAUUGUCCAAGUGACCAUCAGCAGGCUGUUUAUUUUCCGGCAGUCUGAUCUUGAGGCGUGGGAAGAAGACCCAGAAGAGUGGGAGGCUGCGGAGCGCAACGAAGGACAGGCAUACGAAUGGGCUGUUCGGCCUUGUGCUGAGAGGCUGCUCAUUGACCUCCUUACACACUACAAGGAGCUUGGGCAACCACUUCUCACAUAUUGCGAGUUUGCGACCAAGGUCGAUAUGGACAUUGUCACCAAGGAGGCGGCUUACUGCGCUCUUGGAUGUGCGGCCGCCGUUAUUCACGAGGCCUUCGACUUUGAUCGUUUCUUGAAGACUACGCUGGUCAAGGACGUACAGAUCCAGGACUCCAUGUCCAAGCUGCUCCGCAGGCGGAUAGCCAUCCUUCUUAACCAAUGGAUCUCCAUCCGGAUUGCUGAGGAAAGUCGACCUGCUGUGUACGAGAUCUUUAGGCACUUGAUGAACCCCGAUGAUCCGCACAACGACCAGGUUGUUCGCAUCACGGCUGCCCGCGAGUUUAAGGGAAUCGUGGACGACUUUGGGUUCCAGGGCGAGCAGUUCUUGCCAUUUGCGCCCGACGUCUUCAACCAGCUUAUGGCGCUCCUCCAAGAGGUGGCGAGCGAUGAGACCAAGCUGACGGUUUUGGACACGAUCAGGGCGAUUGUCCAACGAAUGGAGACGCAUAUCUCUCAAUUUGGUGACGCCAUCAUGCUGACUCUACCUAAGUUGUGGGAAUCGGCUGAAAAGGAGGAGUACAUGAUCAAGCAGUCUAUUCUCGCCAUCAUGGCUGCGCUUGUUGACUCGAUGCGCGGAGACUCUCAACGCUACCAACCGGCGAUUAUCCCCCUGCUGCGUGAGGCGAUGGAGCCCGAGUCCGCUCUUCACCUCCACCUAAUCGAAGAAUCGGUAGCUCUGUGGAAGUCCGUCACCACACAAAGUUAUCCUCCCCUCCAUCCCGAUCUCGUACGAAUGGUUGAGCUAGCUCUGCCCCUCCUCGAAUACGAUUCAGAAGUAGCCAACCAGUGCCUCGAGGUUGUAAAGAACUACAUCCUCCUCGCACCUAGAGAGAUCCUCGACGACCGUCUCCGUCGCCCGACCCUUGCAGCCCUCGUCAAGACCCUCGACGCCCGUUCCCGCGAACAAUCUCAGACCGGUGCAAGGUCCAUUGAGCUGGUCCUUCAGAUCGCCGAGGACAUCGGCGGCGUUCAGGGGCUACAAGUGGUCGUGCAAGACAUGCUCGAGAUUGGCCUGCUCAACACCAUCUUCGAGGGUCUGCACAGCGCCUGGGAGGCCAGCACCACGCACGGCCCCAAUAAGAAAGUCAGCCAGAUCAACACCAUCAAGCAGACGGACUAUUUCAUGCUUUUGGCGCGCAUCGCGCUCGGCGACCCCACGGUCUUCCUGACCAUGCUAGCCGGCAUCGCCUCGACUGCCGGCUCCACCGUCGAGCAGGUGUGGGAGUGGCUCGGCACGCUGUGGUUCAAUAAUUUCGACUGCAUGGCUGAAGUCGAGCGACAAAAACUUUCCCUUCUAGCACUUACCCGUCUCUGGGAACUUCCCGAUCCCAUGGUCCAGGAGAAGAUCGUGCUUGCCAGACUGCAAGAUUUCCUAGCCAUGUGGACAAGCGUGAUAACCGAGCUUGCAGCGAGCGAUGACGAUCAGUCUUUAGUAACAGAGCAGCAGGGGCAAGAUUUCCGACAAUCGAUAAACUCUGCUUCUGGCGGCAGGGACACAUCACAACCAUCAGGGACGACUAAUGCGAAGGAUUACCUCGUCUGGGACCCCAACAGCUUACCCAGUUACGAGUGGGAUACACCGCUGGAUGUGACGGAGAGGCAGUUUGCGUUGAAGGAUCCGGUGCAUAGAGUCGAGGCGUACGAGUUUGCUAGGGAGAGGUUAGCGGGGGUUGGUGCAGAGGAUGGGUGGAGAGCAAAGAUUUGA